UGACCAAUGCGCCGCCCGCAUUUUCAGCACCUACUGCUUCAUCUGUGAGUGCUCCAUUGAUUGGGGAGCCUACAUCGCUUACUGAGGCUACUCUUAGGGCAUCCCAGGUGCCCGCAUCAUCGGCGUCAUCAGUGUCGGUUCAGCCACUCAGUGCACGGCGGCCUCUUCGGCGCCGCUGCCAUCCGGAGCCUUCUGAUCACACUUCCUUUGCAUCCACAAUCGAGGCUAAAAAAAACACCAGGCGGCCUAAUCGAAUGCUGAAGCUGGUACACAACGUACGUAGGUCCAACAAAUUGAUCAAGAUUGCGUAUGACUCGCGACAUCGUGGAGUGGCUACCUCACAGCAGCAUAGCAGCAUCGCUACCUGUUGUAGUUUCGUUCUGGAUCAGAAGUUCGGUCAUCAUCAUGGCAAGGUUGUUCGGGGUAUAGGGAAGGCGCGGGUUCGUGAGACGGGUGCCUCCUCUUCCAGAUCAACCACAGCACAGGUCAUUGCCUUGACGAAGGAAGUGGAAACCCUAAAAGCUAAGAUUGCGGCCGAGGGCGAUAAGAUUGCGGCCCAAGGCGAUAAGAUUGCAGCCAAGGGCAAGAAGAUUGCGGCCUUGGGCGAGAAGAUGAGCAUGAUCUUACGGGCCUUACAGAUGUCCGGCCUCCAAAUCCCGAUGCCAGCACCUAAUCUUGCUCCACCUUCGACCUCCCAGCCACUUCGCCCAGCCGAUACUCAGUAGCCUGAUGCAUUAAACCCAUACGACUACUUGUUGUAGUUUUUUUUUUAUGUUCGGACAACUUUUACGUACAUUUUCAUA
This is a messenger RNA of Malus domestica (apple), 803 nucleotides long. The record is from RefSeq and is a predicted model, not a curated record. NCBI's taxonomy places the organism in Eukaryota, Viridiplantae, Streptophyta, Magnoliopsida, Rosales, Rosaceae.